AUGUCAUCAGAGAUUCAACGCCUCCAAGAGGCUUUAGAUAAUGCACAAUCAGAGCGAGAGAACUCUGUUUUAAGAGCAACGGUUGACCUGAGCGAUACAACCCUGGUCUAUAAUGAUCCUUCACCAAGCCAAUCAAUCACCCUGCCUCAAAUAUCAACUACAGCAACACAAUGCCGGACGAUUGGUAAUGUUACACUCAGCAUUGCUCAAGUCAACGACUUGUUCAAGAUCUAUUUCGCUCGCUGUCAUCGAUAUCUACCCUUUACAAUGGUGACACAAUCCCCUGACGCCAUGUACUCAGAUUGUCCACUUCUGUUCUGGGUCAUAUGUGCAGUAGCAGCUCACGACAAACUAAAAUCACAACUGGCACCAUUACUCAAGGUUCUUCUAGCUGACACGAUUCACUCUCAGCCACGGACAAUUGCAACAGUCCAAGCACUUCUCAUCAUGUCGACAUGGCCCUUUUCGGUCACCGCUGUGGCAGACGAUCCCUCAGACUUCUACUGCGGCAUAGCAACUCAGAUGGCUCUCCGACUGGGAGUCCAUCGUCCAACUCAGUCUCACUUGCAUACGUAUGGCUCCGAGGAGCAUGCCAGUGCCAGUGUUGUGAGUCGUGAGGUGCAACUCACCACUUGGAUGGCAUGUUUCAUCGUGAGCCAAAGGAAUUUUCUAUUCCGGGGAGUUCCUCAGCCAGCAUGGGUAGACGAUCAUCUGCUCAACGCCUUCGAUGACUUCUUGGGUGAUCCUGUAUUAAGGCUACUUUGCCGCAUCUUUCAUACGCUAAUGCAGGCUUAUCUCUAUGUGGGCGCGAAAGCGCCAACUGACUCCGGCAUGCUUGCGCCUGCAUCAAGAUUGACAGCAGUGGCUUCUUGGGUGGACCAGUUAGCAAAAUUGGAAGCAAAGUUUGUCGACGUGACGAACGAUGCGGUCAAACAUGCGUUUUUGACUACAAGAAUGGGAAUACUGGCCUUUUGUUUACUCGAUGAUAUGCCAGUUUCUGAACAACUUCUCGAGCAGGUACAAAGUGCAAAACGGCAUGCUUGUGAUCUCAUAGAGCUCGGAUACGGACAAAAUCUAGCCACUGCCCCUGCUCACGUCCGCAAUGCCCUCAGCUACGCAGGGUUUAUACUGAUCAAGAUUCUACGUGCAAGAUUGAUUUCGGAUGCAGAAGUGCUCCAGGAUCAAAUUGAGAGGGUUCGACAGAUCCUCAGUACAAGUGCACCGUCAGUUGAUGACACAUAUCGAAAGGCCAGUCAUAUAAUGCACAUGCUUACAUAUGUUGAGGAUAAACGGCUGUCACUACCGAUAUAUACGAGGAUGGGUGCCUCGGUUGUGUUUGACUUGCUGCGGAUAUGUGCAGAGCACAGGUCUGGAGCUUUUGUCGAGGCUGGGGGGACAGAAAUCGAUCUAGAAGGAUUUGACUGGAAUGUCUGGGAGUGUUUGACUUGA
Exophiala bonariae is the source of this 1449-nucleotide messenger RNA. RefSeq lists its product as uncharacterized. The transcript has a single exon. NCBI's taxonomy places the organism in Eukaryota, Fungi, Ascomycota, Eurotiomycetes, Chaetothyriales, Herpotrichiellaceae. Gene Ontology annotation, molecular function: DNA-binding transcription factor activity, RNA polymerase II-specific; transcription cis-regulatory region binding. Gene Ontology annotation, cellular component: nucleus. The coding region runs from base 1 to 1449 and encodes 482 amino acids. Gene Ontology annotation, biological process: regulation of DNA-templated transcription. The record is from RefSeq and is a predicted model, not a curated record.